Molecule: messenger RNA, 663 nt
Organism: Lutzomyia longipalpis
Lineage: Eukaryota; Metazoa; Arthropoda; Insecta; Diptera; Psychodidae
Gene: PDCD-5
Product: programmed cell death protein 5
Exons: 2
Coding region: 94-492 (132 amino acids)
Cellular component (GO): cytosol; nucleus
Molecular function (GO): DNA binding
Source: RefSeq, a predicted model, not a curated record
AAAUAAAAACAAUCAAACGUCCCGAAAAAAAACUUGUGAUUGCAGUGAAAAAUCCAGAAUUUGCAUUUUCUUUUCCAAUUUCCUUUGUGAGCCAUGGGAGACGAUGAAUUAGAUGCCAUACGUGCCCAACGGCUGGCUGAGAUGCAGAAGCAAUACGGUUCUUCUGACCAAAAAGCCCAAGGAGAAGCCCAGGAGGAGCGUCGUCGUCAGGAGGAGGAUAUGAAGAACUCCAUUUUGGCUCAGAUAAUGGACCAAUCGGCAAGAGCUCGAUUGAAUACCCUUAAAAUCAGCAAACCCGAGAAGGCUCAAAUGGUGGAGCAGAUGAUAAUAAGAAUGGCUCAAAUGGGACAAAUCCCCGGGAAACUCGAUGAUACUCAACUUGUUCAGCUGCUGGAGAGCGUAAAUAGGCAGAUGCCACGCAGUACAUCAGCUGUGAAGUUUGACCGAAGGAGAACAGCUAUUGAUUCUGAUGAUGAAGACUACGGAUUGUAAUUGAUGUGUCUCACAGCAUCCGGAAGAUGACUAUAUUUUCACUCAAAUUUCUUACUAAUAUGCCUCUUAUUUCUUAUCAACUGUCCGGCAAAUUAAGGCGCAUCACUCGCUUAUAUCUCGAGGGUUGUUUAUUUUGUCAGAGAAAAUAAAAUUUUAACAUAAUUUUGCGAA